AUGGGAGGGAAAAACAAAAUUGAAAUCUUACUUCAGCUACAACGUGCUCUAUGGCGACGCCGGAUUUCUUCUUCCACAUCCUCGAUCUCUCUUCGCCGUGUUUUUCCUCCGGAGAAUCCGAAUCAUAAGAACAACAACAUCAGCGGCGUCUACGGAUUUCGCUUUCUGGGUGUUAAUAAAGCUGCUCACUUUCUUCAUUCCCUCGCAGCCCCCGACAGAAUUUUCACCGGAUCCAAUGACGACCAAGACAAGCAAUCCGCCGCCGACGUUCAUAACAUCUUAAAGAACCACCGUGGAAGUUUGCCAGAAGAAAUUGACCGGAUUCUGGACAAGUGCGGGAUAGUUUUGACGGAAGCGGUGGUUUUGGAAGUGGUUAAUCGGAAUCGAUCUGACUGGAAACCAGCUCACAUACUCUCCCGAUUGAUCCGUAAUCAAUCUGUCAAUCUCUCUAGCUCCUCCGUGUACAACGAAAUCCUCGAUGUUCUCGGGAAAAUGCGGCGCUUUGAAGAGUUCCACCAAGUGUUCGACGAAAUGUCUAAGAGAGGAGACGGACUUCUUCUCGUUGAUGAGAAGACUUAUGAAGUUUUGCUAAAUCGAUACGCUGCUGCACACAAAGUAGAUGAAGCCGUGGAAGUGUACGAGAGGAGGAGAGAGUUUGGUAUAGAGGAUGAUUUGGUCGCGUUUCAUAAGCUCUUGUUGUGGCUGUGUAGGUAUAAGCACGUUGAGUUUGCGGAGACCUUGCACUGCUCUCGUAGAAGAGAGUUUGGGUGCGAGAUAAAAGCCAUGAACAUCAUUCUCAACGGGUGGUGUGUUUUGGGAAAUGUUCAUGAAGCCAAACGGGUUUGGAGAGAUAUCGUUGCUUCUAAGUGCAGGCCAGAUGUUGUUAGCUACGGGACGAUGAUCAAUGCGUUGACAAAGAAGGGGAAAUUGGGGAAAGCCAUGGAGCUGUACAGAGCAAUGUGGGAAACUGGGAGAGACCCGGAUGUCAAAAUCUGCAAUAAUGUUAUUGACGCGUUGUGUUUCAAGAAGAGAAUCCCAGAGGCUAUUGAAGUGUUCAAGGAGAUGAGUGAGAGAGGUUGUUCUCCGAAUGUUGCGACGUAUAAUUCGCUUUUGAAGCAUCUCUGCAAGAUAAGAAGAACAGAGAAAGUCUGGGAGCUAGUGGAAGAGAUGGAAGAGAAAGGUGGUAAAUGUUCGCCUAACGACGUGACAUUCGGUUACUUGCUUAAGUACUCGCAGAAGGCUAAGGAUGCUGAGGCGGUUUUGGCGAGGAUGGUGAGGAACAGGUGUGAAAUGACAAGUGACUUGUAUAAUUUGGUGUUCAGGUUGUAUGUGCAGUGGGACGAUGAAGAGAGAGCGAGAGAGGUAUGGAGUGAGAUGGAGAGAAGUGGAUUAGGACCAGAUCAAAGAACAUAUACUGUUAGGGUUCAUGGUCUUCACACAAAGGGUAAAGUUGCAGAAGCGUUGAGAUGUUAUCAAGAAAUGAUGUCAAGAGGAAUGGUGCCAGAGCCAAGAACUGAUAUGUUACUAAACCAGAGCAAGGCCAAGCCAAAAGAAGAAGAAAGCAACAGUACAAGAGAAGAAGCUGAAAUCGACUGA
This is a messenger RNA of Microthlaspi erraticum, 1596 nucleotides long. Lineage: Eukaryota; Viridiplantae; Streptophyta; Magnoliopsida; Brassicales; Brassicaceae. The record is from the annotation of a GenBank genome assembly.